AUUGUCAGUCAGCAGUAAGGGAUCAGCGGUGCAUGAAAGCUGUCUGAGCUGCAGAUAUGGCUUUUUUCAAAAUAUUAGGUUUAGCUUACACAGUGGCACAAGUCCUAGUGCCAUGCCUUCCUCCAAUUCCUCUGUCCAGUGAAGUCCUAUCUACUGACAAGUAUUUAGGAAAGUGGUAUUUCGUUGGAGUGGCUUCAUGGGAUGACGAGGACAUUGCAAGCUAUAACACACUGGAUAAUUCAGUUGCUGAACUGAAGAAAGGUGAAAACAACACUCUGAUUAUGGUUGGAGCUUUGCAUCAGAAUGAUCAGUGUUUAAACAUGGCCUGGGUUUACCAUAUCAACCCAGAUCUGGAUCCACUCUUGACAGAGGGUCAGGAUGAAAAUCUUGGAGUGUUCUUGGAUGGAAGAUGGAUAAAAUGCUCCUCCUGUAUGCUUGUCGCCAAGCUUCAUCCCAAAAAUGGCUUUCUAAGAAUCAUGUUAUUUGCACGUAACGAGUCGACAGAGGACUUGGUGAACAACUUUAAGGCAAAAAUGAAAUGCUUCAGUCUUAUUGACAAGUUUUCAAUAACUCCACGGACAAAAGAGUUUUGUAAGCUGGAAGAAAAAAAAAAGCGGAGUGCUGACUACUCGUAGUGGCUCACCUGUGAUGAAGAGACUUCAGCAUGUACAAGAUGAAGAUCCUCUCCUGGAGAAGCAGAGCUGUCUACAUUUUAUUAGUUUGACGAUUUAGAGCUGUCAGAUUUACAUCAAUCAAAUAAAGUCUGUGAUUUUGUGGUGA
This is a messenger RNA of Hemibagrus wyckioides, 780 nucleotides long. It is a transcript of the gene apom, whose product is annotated as apolipoprotein M. Bases 57 to 635 code for a protein of 192 amino acids. Lineage: Eukaryota; Metazoa; Chordata; Actinopteri; Siluriformes; Bagridae. Gene Ontology annotation, biological process: high-density lipoprotein particle assembly; high-density lipoprotein particle clearance; high-density lipoprotein particle remodeling. The record is from RefSeq and is a predicted model, not a curated record. Gene Ontology annotation, cellular component: high-density lipoprotein particle; low-density lipoprotein particle; very-low-density lipoprotein particle. Gene Ontology annotation, molecular function: phospholipid binding; lipid carrier activity. The transcript has 7 exons.